Messenger RNA from Sungouiella intermedia, 588 nucleotides. The record is from the annotation of a GenBank genome assembly. Lineage: Eukaryota; Fungi; Ascomycota; Pichiomycetes; Serinales; Metschnikowiaceae.
AUGGAACUUCUUGAGGAAACAUUCACCAAUUCUGCAGAGAGAUUGGACAAGCCAUCCCAGUAUCUUAUUCGUAAGGCAAUUAGGAGGGCAAACUUCGAUAACAUCACAAAAUCGUUGCAUCUGAAGACAGUCUAUGUUGGAAAUCUAACACAUUUCACAACUGAGGAACAAAUCCAUGAAUUAUUCUCCAAGUGUGGCACCAUCGAUAGAAUUAUCAUGGGUCUAGACAGAAAUAAAUUAACCCCAUGUGGGUUCUGUUUUGUGAUUUACAAAAAGGAGGAAGGUUCUUUAAAUGCCAUGAAGUUUCUAAAGGGCACGUACUUGGACGGACAGAGCAUAGAAAUCGACUUGGACCCGGGUUUCAGAGAAGGAAGACAAUUUGGAAGAGGAGUUUAUGGUGGUCAGGCCAGUCAGGAGCAGAUGGAAGCUAAUGGGUACGGCCGAAGAGAGCGAGGAGGAUUCAGAGGUGGCUUUCGUGGAGGCAGAGGCAGAGGCAGAGGCAGAGGACCUAGAGGCGGAUUCAGGGGUCGUGGUGGGUUCCGGGGAGGAUUCAGGGAUACUUUCACACCUGGAGAUAGGCAACAAUAA